AUGUGCCAUUACAGGGGUGGCCCUAACCCUCUUUCAGGUAAAGAUCUCCAACUUUUAUCUCCAAGUCAGCUGUGCAAAGUAUUCCCAUUGUUGACCAACAUUCAUCGCCAGCUUUCAUCGGCACAGCUCCCAGGGUCAUGGGAAUACAAAGGCUGCUAUACCGAAGGCAGCUCCGGUCGGGCCCUGACCCACCAGGAGCCCGACAGUGCCACCCUGACCGUGGACUCGUGUGUUACCACUUGCAUCGGUCUUGGCUACCGCGUCGCCGGCAUGGAGUACGGCGCCCAGUGUUUUUGUGACAACUUCGUUCGCAAUGGGGCCAAUCUCACCGCCGACACGGAUUGCAACAUGGGCUGUGCCGGCGAUGCAUCCCAGGACUGCGGCGCGGGCAAUCGGUUGAGUAUUUACUCGAAUGCUACCCUUGUUGUGUAUGAGCCGCCGGCACCACAGAAGACGGAUUUGCCAGGGGAUUGGGAGUAUGUGGGGUGUCUCUUUGAUGCGGUUGACUCGCGCACAUUCCCUUGGAUGGGCGAGAAUAUCGACAACACGACGGCAACCAGCUGCCUGUCGGCCUGUAGCAAGUUUGGAUAUAAUGCAGGUGGCAUAGAGUAUGGCUACCAAUGCUUCUGCGGAGAUAUCAUUGAUGUUGCCAACCAUGGCCGGACUACCAUGAUGCCAGAGUCGGACUGCACCGUUGCCUGCUCUGGCGAUCCACGCUAUAUCUGCGGAGGAGGCAACCGGAUCUCCUACUACAAGUGGACUGGCGAGGACUUGACGACAUGGUCGUGGGCCUCGGGCAAUGCAGCAGGAAGUUACGACUUCAUCAUGUCGAGUCCCAUCAUUCCGCUGAUCAGCACGGUCGGUCUCAACCAAAAGGUGGUCUUCGUGGAGAAGCACGGAACAUCCAAGGAGAACAACAGCACGGGAUCCUUUGAGUUUGAUCCAUCCUUGGCGCCCAACUACGACACUGCCUUCCGUGAGCUCCAACUCAAAACCGAUGUGUUCUGCUCAGCGUCUCUUGUCCUCCCCGACAAGGCCGGCAGGCAAAUCAACAUAGGCGGGUGGUCAGUCGAGUCGCUCUACGGUAUUCGACUCUUCACACCUGACGCCUCCCUCGGUACCGAUGGAACAACUCAAUGGGAAGAGAACGUCGACGAAUUGGCACUGUUCGACCCUCGCUGGUAUCCCACGGCGGCUACGCUCUCGAACGGAUCUAUCCUUAUCAUCGGUGGCGAGGAUGGGUCAGAUGGGCCCAUGGUGCCCACGGCUGAGGUGCUCCCCCGACCGGCGGGCGUCACGGCAUCGACGCAUCUCGACUACCUCGAAAACGUCGCCAAGGUCAACUCGUACCCAUUCGUCGCCGUGCUCCCUUCAGGUAACAUGUUCUUCGCCCAGUACAACGAGGCCCGCAUCAUCUCUCAGGUCGAUUUUAGCACCAUCCGCAUGCUACCUCAAAUGCCCGGCGCCGUGAACAAUCCCGACGCCGGAAGGGAUUAUCCCCUCCAAGGAACCAUGCAAAUCUUGCCUCAAUAUGCCCCUUACACCGAACCCUUAACCGUCUUACUGUGCGGCGGCACCACUGACGGCGCCAACUUCGGCCUCGACAACUGCAUCUCCACACAGCCCGAUGUUGCAGAUGCAGGGUGGACCAUCGAGCGCAUGCCAUCGACCCGCGUGGUUGUUUGCAUGGUCGGCCUCCCCGACGGCCGCUACCUCAUCAUGAACGGUGCCUACAACGGCCGCGCAGGCUUCGGACUUGCUACCAACCCCAACAAGGGGGCUGUCUUGUAUGACCCUACCAAGCCAGUCGGCACUCGCAUGACCCAGCUGGCGAACAGCACGAUUGCGCGGCUGUACCACUCGGAAGCCGUGCUCAUGAUGGACGGCCGCGUCUUGGUUUCCGGCUCAGACCCACAGGACGACAUCAAUCCCCAGGAACACCGCCUCGAGUACUUCAGCCCGGAUUACAUCCUUUCCGGCACUGCUCGACCAACCUUUUCCAUCAAUAACAAGGACUGGGCCUACGGCUCCACCGUGCCUUUUACCCUCACCUCCGCACCCAACGGGGCCAUCAGGGUCUCUCUGAUUGCAGCCGUGGGGUCCACGCACGGGAACAGCAUGGGUCAGCGCACCCUGUUCCCGGCCGUGAGCUGUUCAGGGACGGCAUGUACGGUUACGGCUCCGCCUAAUGCGAGGGUCAGUCCGCCGGCUUGGUAUAUGAUGUUUGUGCUCGAUGGGCCGACGCCCAGUGAGGCUACUUGGGUCAGGAUCGGUGGGGAUCCGGCGGCCAUUGGGGAUUGGCCGGAUCUGGAAGGAUUUACUACGCCGGGGGUUUGGGGCGAACGGGUUAUAAGGGGUCAUGAUGAUCUUGCCCACUCAGAGUCGGUCGAAGUUAGAUAA
This is a messenger RNA of Pseudomassariella vexata, 2400 nucleotides long. RefSeq lists its product as uncharacterized. Bases 1 to 2400 code for a protein of 799 amino acids. Lineage: Eukaryota; Fungi; Ascomycota; Sordariomycetes; Amphisphaeriales; Pseudomassariaceae. The record is from RefSeq and is a predicted model, not a curated record. The transcript has 4 exons.